UAUAUCACCAUAUCCUGAAGAAAUAGCAGGUGAAUUCCGGGAAUAUUCCAACUCCCUCUAUAACCUCUACCCACCAGAGGACACAGCCCAUAGACGGGAAUCAUCCUCACUCAUACAAACAUACCUGCAAGACAACGUGCGGAAACGGAUGAAUCCUGAGACGGCAGAUAUACUUGACGAACCGAUUAGCACGGAGGACUUAGCCGCAGCGUUGAAGGGCACGAAAACUGGACGAGCCCCUGGACCAGAUGGGUUCUCUACAGG
This is a messenger RNA of Pelobates cultripes (western spadefoot toad), 264 nucleotides long. NCBI's taxonomy places the organism in Eukaryota, Metazoa, Chordata, Amphibia, Anura, Pelobatidae. The record is from the annotation of a GenBank genome assembly.